GUUGAAAUAUUCGGAUUAUCCAGUAAAAGUCACGUCAUGUUCCCCGAAGAAGCUAUCUCGAUACUCCUUUCUGCAUCCCCAGUGACCAUUUUUUUGUGACGCAAUCGUAGCACGCAUAAAUUUUCCGUGAGAGGAUGUCGAAGAAUGAAAUCUGUGGGUACGUGUCAUUGUUGUGCAGCGUCGUGGACAAGCCACUGGAUCUGUGGUCGAAACACGUUUCCUACGGUGGUAAAGUUCGUAGAGCGAGGGACGAGCUGUUGCACGGCGAUAGAGUAAUCGAGAUCACCGGGCCUCACGACAACACGAUCCCCACGAGCAUAACUAUUCCUGCCAAGGCAAUAGACAUCCUGAACAUAAAGCUCCCCAUUCUCGCGUUAGUCAUAAAGAAUUUGAACUUGCGGUUCAAGCUGGAGAUUCAAAUAAUAGACAAGGAACAAUAUCGGAGAAGAUUCUCCUUCAUGACCUACAAUGUGGAAAGAUUGCCGAGGAUCAGUGCAAAUGUGGCUCGUAUUCCACUGAGAUUGGAGGAAUGUUGGAAUUUCUUGGAGAUAAACCUUCAAACUCUCUGUCACGAAGCGUACGGAAUGGAUUAUCAGGCUCUGCAGCGAGUAACGAUUUAUCCGAAUUGUCAUUUGAGAAGAGUGUAUCUGCAAGAUCGUCAUUAUAACGACGAUGAGACGCCUGUUGAGAUGUGUCGAGCUUUCUUCGAUAGGUAUCUGUUGAAGCGGGGAAUCGGUUUCAUCGAAAAGGCUUGUCAGACGGAAGAAUGUUACACAGGACCUUUAGAGCAAUCUGAUUUGAAUUGUUUUGCCAAAAAUGAUUCUGUUGGCACGUCACCGACGAUAGUAGAAUUAUGCAAAAACGCACGUAGCACGGAGAAACUGAAAAGUUCGAGUCCACCUGACCUGAAUUUGUACAAUUUUAAUACAUUGAAAAGGAAUUACAUGUCAUUAGAUGCUUUAAAUGAUGCAAUAAAAAUACGUAACCGAGAUGUUUUUACAAGACAAAGUGAAUUCUUUACAAAAUCUUUGAUAAAUAAUCCAGUUGUAGAAGAGAAAUUAGAAAAAAGUAAUACUGACGUAACAGGGAAAGCAGAGCAACGAUGUGUCGUCAAAAUGCAUAAGGCAGGAAACUCCUUGCUAAAUAUAAAAAUUAAUAAUCAUACGUUGCAACCUGCAUCUUCUGUCGAAUUAAAAAGAAUUGCAAAGAGUCAAUUUUUAAAAACGCAUGUCAGUGAAAUAUUAUUCAAAGAUAAUAGAUUUUCAAAAAGUCCGCAGAAAAUUCAGAAUGUAGGAGACACAUACAUUAACUCGAGAAACUGCACAUUAAGUAACAACGAUAAUAAUGUACAGAUAGGAAAAGAUAAUAGUACAGAUGCAGAAUUUAGAGUUUCUGCGGUCAGUUCUCCGUCUGCUUUUAAACUUGAUCUAUCGGAGAGCAUUAAACUUAAUAAAAUAACCAGUAAUGCGACCGACACUCGAAGCAAUGAUAUUUCUAAGCACAAAUACAUUAGAGAAAGUGAAAAAAAUAUCGCCAAUCGUUUAAGAUCUCUGGUUAGUAUCGAAGAAAACGCUGAAGAUGUAACUGAAGAUAUGUUCAAACACAUUCAACCUGUAAUCGAGAAAGACACAAAACUGGACGAAAUAAAAUCGUGAAUCAUAUACUUAACGACGUUGUA
Temnothorax curvispinosus is the source of this 1678-nucleotide messenger RNA. RefSeq lists its product as uncharacterized. Gene Ontology annotation, cellular component: ciliary basal body; motile cilium. Gene Ontology annotation, biological process: positive regulation of cell motility; regulation of cilium beat frequency involved in ciliary motility; cilium assembly. The transcript has 4 exons. The record is from RefSeq and is a predicted model, not a curated record. Lineage: Eukaryota; Metazoa; Arthropoda; Insecta; Hymenoptera; Formicidae. Bases 135 to 1655 code for a protein of 506 amino acids.